GAAAGAUCGAUCAGAGGCUUGCGCUGGGUCCUCGUCUGUCUAGCAGUCUAUUCGAGCAACUUCCUUUAUGGCUUGGAUAACACUAUUGUCGCCGAUAUCCAAGCCCCUAUCGUUGGGACUUUCGGCAACGUCGACAAGCUUGGGUGGCUUGGCAUCGGUUUUCCGUUGGGUUCUAUUGGAGUCAUCCUAGCUGUUGGCAAGGGCUAUGCCAUCUUCGAUGUCAAAUGGCUCUAUAUCGGAUCACUGACCAUGUUCGCGGCGGGAAGCGCCUUAUGCGGUGCAGCUCCCACUAUGGACGCGUUAAUCGUUGGACGAGUUUGGGCCGGAGCUGGUGGAGCCGGAAUGUAUCUUGGUAAUUUGAACAUGAUCCAGCUCAUGACGACUCCUCAUGAACGCAGCAUCUACAUGUCAUGUAUUGUGCUGGUCUAUGGGACUGGAGCCAUUCUUGGGCCUGUACUGGGCGGGUCAUUGGCCGAUAGUUCUUCCGACGGCUGGCGAUGGGCCUUCUAUUUGAACCUCUUUAUUUUCGCAGUCAUGGCUCCUAUUUAUAUAUUCCUCCUGCCGUCGAUCCCCCAACGACCGGAUAUCCGUUUCUUAACCAAACUACGAUCCUUUGACUGGUUAGGUAUUGUUCUAAGCUGGGGUAUGUAUACCUCAUUCGCUAUGAUCUUCACCUUUGGUGGCACGAUAUGGCCUUGGGAUGAUGGUCGGAUAAUCGCGCUUUACGUGGUCUGUGGUACAACAUUUAUUGCGUUUGCAGUCCAGCAGACCUUUGCGUUGUUCACAAGUAAAGAAAAUAGGCUGUUUCCUGUCGAGUUCCUGAGCAAUCGAACACUGGUGUUGAUGUUUAUUUCCACCUGUUGCCUUUCAGGUGCGCUUUACAUCACUGUCUACUAUCUGCCUCUGUUCUUCCAGUUCGUUGGCGGUGACAAUGGCGUGGAAGCUGCGGUUCGCUUGCUGCCCUUUGUUUGUUUCUACAUCUUCGGCGUCGUACUCAAUGGUUUCCUGAUGAUACGUUGGGGUUAUUACAUGCCUUGGUUCCUUGUAAGCGGUAUCUUCAGCACCAUUGGCGGAGCACUGCUCUACACGAGCUCGACGGAAAUGCCAUACGCGAACAUCUAUGGCUAUUCCAUUCUAUGUGGAAUUGGCUUGACGGCGUUUCAGGCAGCAUAUUCCAUCGUGCCUACAAAAGUUGGCGACAAUCAGAUCGCCGAGGCGAUGCAGUUUGUCAACGCAGGACAGCAAGGCAGCAAUCUUAUUGCUCUUGCUAUGAGCAACACAAUUUUCCAAAACGUGGCCUUAACCAAGCUCAGGCCAAUUCUUAUUCCUGCCGGAUUUUCCGAAGAAGAUAUCACUGCCGCUAUGGCCGGUGCCAAGAGCACCGUCUUGCAGUCAGCUUCCGAAGAUGUGAGAGCUGCCACUUUGGAAGUGCUGGUGGAGGCGAUCAACGAUACUUAUAUUCUGAUCAUCGUCGCUGGUGCUCUGGUGCUCAUAUGCUCUUUAUUUAUG
Messenger RNA from Truncatella angustata, 1509 nucleotides. Its product is annotated as putative MFS transporter. Lineage: Eukaryota; Fungi; Ascomycota; Sordariomycetes; Amphisphaeriales; Sporocadaceae. Gene Ontology annotation, biological process: transmembrane transport. The annotation marks the transcript as partial. Gene Ontology annotation, molecular function: transmembrane transporter activity. The record is from RefSeq and is a predicted model, not a curated record. The transcript has 4 exons.